UUCCUGCGUCAUCGUGCCCGCGAGAGAGAGAGCGGAAGUAGAUGUAGCCGACGCGCCGGCUGUCAGUUGGUGUACGCCCUUUUAAAGCUUCCCGCGUAAGCAGUAAGGAGAGGAAGAAAGGGGACAGGAAAAGCAGACUACCUUUGUUUUAUAAAGAUCCAAACCAGGACAAAUCUUUUAUCAGACAUUUAUUUUGGCUUCACUAGUCCCUGCUUCACAAAAUGCCUCGAAUUGAGAACGACAUUAAGCUGGAUUUCAAAGACGUGCUCUUGAGGCCAAAAAGAAGCACACUGAAGUCUCGCAGUGAGGUGGACCUGCAGAGGAGCUUUACCUUCAGAAACUCUAAAGGCAGCUACACUGGGAUCCCGAUCAUCGCUGCCAACAUGGACACUGUCGGGACCUUUGACAUGGCCUUGGCUCUUCACAAGUUCACUGUUUUCACAACAAUUCACAAGCAUUAUUGUGUGGACGACUGGUCAGAGUUCGCAGCAAAACACCCAGAAUGCCUUGAGAGUCUGGCGGUCAGCACAGGGACAGGCAACGGUGACUUUGAGAAGAUGUCGGCCAUCUUGGCGGCGGUGCCUCAGCUCAAGUACAUCUGCGUGGACGUGGCCAAUGGCUACUCAGAACAUUUUGUCAACUUUGUCAAAGACGUCAGGCAGAAGUUCCCUUCACACACCAUCAUGGCGGGAAAUGUGGUGACAGGAGAGAUGGUAGAGGAGCUCAUCUUGGCCGGUGCUGACAUCAUCAAAGUAGGCAUCGGACCAGGAUCUGUGUGCACCACCCGUAAGAAAACCGGGGUGGGUUACCCCCAGCUUAGUGCCGUGAUAGAGUGUGCAGAUGCAGCCCAUGGCCUGGGUGGGCACAUUAUCUCUGAUGGAGGCUGUACUUGCCCUGGAGACGUCUCUAAAGCAUUUGGUGCUGGAGCAGAUUUUGUGAUGCUGGGUGGAAUGCUGGCAGGCCACUCUGAGAGUGGCGGCGAAAUCAUUGAGAAAAACGGCACAAAGUACAAGCUGUUCUACGGCAUGAGCUCUGACACAGCCAUGAAGAAACAUGCGGGUGGUGUGGCUGAGUACAGAGCUUCAGAAGGAAAAACUGUGGAGGUUCUUUACAAAGGCCCCGUGGACGAGACGAUACGAGACAUCCUGGGUGGUGUUCGCUCCACCUGCACCUACGUGGGCGCAGCCAAGCUGAAGGAGCUGAGCCGCAGGACCACUUUCAUCAGGGUCACACAGCAGCUCAACACUGUCUUUGGAAGUGGCAGUUAGAAAAUGUCAGGUCCCCUCUCUAAACCACUUCCUUCACACACACAUACACACACAUACACACCUAAACACUGAAUGUUUUUACCUCCUUUUCAAACAUUUCCUCAAAGUUUUAGCCAAGAUUCAUUGUCUCCUCAGGAAAAUGGCAAAUUCAAUUUUUCCACUUUUAUUUUGUACUCGCAUUAAAUUACAGAAAUGUUUUAAUGUACUUUUUAAAAUUGAAUAUCUCGCUCCAACAUUCCCUGCACUUUAUUGAUCUGAGAUUUAAACAUUCAUUUCCAUUGUUGACAUGUUACCAUGUUGUAUUCAGGACCAACAGUUAUAAUAUAUAAUUUUUUUAAAUUUUUUUUCAGUUUUUGCUAAUUAUCAUGGUUAUUAACAGAACAUUGUUAACAGAUGUGGUACUCUUUGGAUUAUUACCCUGGGAACGUUUGUGUUUGUUAUACCCUUCCAAAGAUGAGAAACAAUGAUCUGUAAUCAGUUUCCUCCUUGUCAAUAAAACCAUUCCACAUUUGAAACUGA
Messenger RNA from Cynoglossus semilaevis (tongue sole), 1787 nucleotides. RefSeq names its product guanosine monophosphate reductase 2 (gene gmpr2). The transcript is spliced from 10 exons. The record is from RefSeq and is a predicted model, not a curated record. Gene Ontology annotation, cellular component: GMP reductase complex. Gene Ontology annotation, molecular function: GMP reductase activity. Lineage: Eukaryota; Metazoa; Chordata; Actinopteri; Pleuronectiformes; Cynoglossidae. Gene Ontology annotation, biological process: nucleotide metabolic process. Bases 222 to 1268 code for a protein of 348 amino acids.